Molecule: messenger RNA, 1454 nt
Organism: Medicago truncatula (barrel medic)
Lineage: Eukaryota; Viridiplantae; Streptophyta; Magnoliopsida; Fabales; Fabaceae
Exons: 6
Coding region: 1-1182 (393 amino acids)
Source: RefSeq, a predicted model, not a curated record
AUGGAGCAUGGAAGUUCCUCAUUUAACAACAACGUUCAACACAAGCAAGCUAUGGUAAGGAGUCCAACAAAAAAUGAGGAAUUGCGUCUUCCUGUUAGAAAUAUGACAAGAAUCAUGCAACGUGCUCUUCCAUCAUACGCAAAAAUAUCUCAAGAUGCUAAGGCAUCAACACAAAUGUUCAAUCCAUCAUCUGCUAUUCGUUUCUUGACGAAAUCCAUUAAAAGCAAAUUGGAUUGGUUUUGUCCUACAUGGGGACAUGCAUCUCUUGACCAGAAGUUGUUAUGGUUUACUGAAUUUAAGAAGUAUUGUAAAUGGCAUCCUAAAUAUGAUGCUAAGAUUCGACAAAUUUUUGAAAUCAAGGGAGAAGCUAGAUUCAGAGGUAUGAUGUUUCAAGAGAGAAAAAAUUAUGCAAAAAAUUCUGAAUACAGGCCAAAGUACAUCCCUGAGCCAGUAUGGAAUCAAUUAAUACAUUAUUGGGCAUCCGAUAAAAAUUUUAAGAAUUUAUCAGUGGCAAACACUGCAAAUCGUGCUUCAACUCAAGGUAGCUCCAUUCAUACUGCUGGUUCUAUAUCUAUGGGUGAGAAGGAACGUAGGAUGGAGAAUGAAACAGGAGUCAAGCCUCCAGUGGAGGAGGUAUUUGCUAUUUGCCAUAUCAGAAAGGAUAAGAAAUGGGUUGAUAGUAGAGCUGAGCAUGCCUAUGGAGCUUUUAAGAAGAGAAAAGCAGAGCUUUUGGAAAUAUCUAUGUCUCAAAAUCAAGAGGAAGAAGGAUUGUCUUCCGAAAGCCAUAAUAAUAUGCCAGAUGACUUGACUAUUUGGAAGGAAGUAGCUCCUAAAGGUAAAAAAGGAAAAUUAUAUGGUUUAGGUUCUAUAGGAACAAAUACUUCGAAGUAUACUAUUGGUUCAUGCUCGAAUGUCUUUAAGGAAAAAAACAUGGAACAAGAGCUCUUAAAAUGGAAAGAAAAGGUAAAAGAGCAAGAACGUAUAAACCAAGAGCAAAAACAAAAAUUAGAGCAGCAACAAAAAAGAAUUGAGUCAAAUGAAAGCAUGCUUGCAACUUUAUUUGAAAAGUUGAAUAUGCCAUUGCCUCCAAACUUUGCUUGUGCGACACCUAUGCAAGAUGAACCAAAUGAUGUUGGUGAAGCCUCUAAUGAAAACAAUGAUGAUAAUUUUGGAUUUGAAUGAUAAGUUUGGCCCAACUGAUUUUCUGUUGUUCAACUGUUUUGUGGUUGUUGCUACCAGUUUCCCUGUUUUUUUUUUUUUUGAUGAAUUAUGUGUUUGACUACUAUUGUCUUGUAUUUGGCUUUGUCAUGGGAGUUCCUUUUGGUUGGAGUUAUGUUGUCUCCCCUAUCCCUGCUAGUGCACUUCAUUGUGUUACUUUUAUUGUUGAGUAUUGACUAAUGAACAAUUUAGCCAUGUUAGUUUGUGAUAUACUGAGUUAGAACAUUGAGCACUUA